Messenger RNA from Rhizopus microsporus ATCC 52813, 1062 nucleotides. Its product is annotated as guanine nucleotide binding protein, alpha subunit. Gene Ontology annotation, cellular component: heterotrimeric G-protein complex. The transcript has 5 exons. Gene Ontology annotation, molecular function: GTPase activity; G protein-coupled receptor binding; G-protein beta/gamma-subunit complex binding. The record is from RefSeq and is a predicted model, not a curated record. Gene Ontology annotation, biological process: G protein-coupled receptor signaling pathway. Lineage: Eukaryota; Fungi; Mucoromycota; Mucoromycetes; Mucorales; Rhizopodaceae. Bases 1 to 1062 code for a protein of 353 amino acids.
AUGGGUUGUUGUCAAUCAAACGAAGUGCAUGACGGAAAAGCCCGUAAUGAAGAAAUCGAUAACAUAAUCAAGCGUGAUAAACUGAAUAUGAGAAAUGAAGUGAAAAUGUUGUUGUUGGGCGCUGGUGAAUCAGGCAAAUCAACUAUAUUGAAGCAAAUGAAACUGAUCCAUGAUGGUGGCUACUCUCGUGAUGAGAGAGAAGCAUUUAAAGAAAUCAUUUUUUCAAAUGCAGUACAAUCUAUGCGUGUCAUUUUGGAAGCCAUGGAUAACAUGGGCGUUUCAUUUUCUGUUCCUCAAAACAAGCAUCAUGCUUCAAUUAUCCUUGAUUUACCAACACAGAUCGAGCGUGAAUCACUUCCUCCAGAGGUUGUAUUAGCUAUAAAGACUCUGUGGAAAGAUCCCAAUCUCCUAAGUGUGUUUGAUAGGAGUCGUGAAUAUCAACUGAAUGACUCGGCUAAAUAUUACUUUGAUUCUAUCGACCGUAUCGGAGAAGUCAGUUAUGUGCCAACAGAUCAGGAUGUGCUUCGAUCACGUGUCAAGACAACGGGUAUCACAGAAACCACAUUUGUCAUUGAAAAUUUGACUUACCGCAUGUUUGACGUGGGUGGACAGCGAUCAGAACGUAAAAAGUGGAUCCACUGCUUUGAAAAUGUUACAGCCAUUAUUUUCUUGGUGGCUAUAUCCGAAUACGAUCAGGUGCUGAUUGAAGAUGAGACUGUGAACCGUAUGCAAGAAGCAUUGACUCUCUUUGACUCAAUUUGUAAUUCACGUUGGUUCGUCAAGACAUCAAUUAUCCUCUUCUUGAAUAAGAUUGACAUCUUUAAAGAGAAAUUACAAAAGCACCCUCUAAAGGAAAGCUUCAGUGACUAUACAGGUCCUGAGACAUACGAAAGUGCUAGGGAUUAUAUUCUUAAUAGAUUUGUAUCCUUAAACCAGUCAGAUUCUAAACAGAUUUAUUCUCAUUUUACAUGUGCAACGGAUACAGAGCAAAUUAAGUUCGUUAUGGCUGCCGUUAAUGAUAUUAUUAUUCAAAAUAACUUGCGUGAUGUUGGUCUAUUAUAA